Messenger RNA from Symbiodinium natans, 328 nucleotides. NCBI's taxonomy places the organism in Eukaryota, Dinophyceae, Suessiales, Symbiodiniaceae. The record is from the annotation of a GenBank genome assembly.
AUGCAAGCUUGGGCACGCCUCUGUCUUCAAUCUCUGCAAAAUUUGGUGUCUCAGGUGAAGCUCCACUUCCAGGAGCGCAAAGAAUGUGACAUCCACGAUCCAAUGUUUCUGCGUUGCCUGACCGUCUUUGCCAAAAGCCGCGGCUGCAAGAUCGUGAAUGCGGAAUUGAAGAGCGGUGCACAAACCGACUUCUCAGUCAUCAUGUGCCAUGACAAUGUGAGGGACCUGGCGGCCGUCCCACCUCCGUCAACUGGAAAAGGAAAAAAGGGGCAGAAGAAAAAGAAGAGCAAGAAGAAUUCGGGUCCAAGUGCGGGCACUCUGUACAAGU